Molecule: messenger RNA, 5493 nt
Organism: Solea senegalensis (Senegalese sole)
Lineage: Eukaryota; Metazoa; Chordata; Actinopteri; Pleuronectiformes; Soleidae
Gene: col5a2a
Product: collagen, type V, alpha 2a
Exons: 54
Coding region: 144-4640 (1498 amino acids)
Molecular function (GO): protein binding; extracellular matrix structural constituent
Source: RefSeq, a predicted model, not a curated record
GCAGUCUGGGCUGGGUUUGCUUGCUGCUUACAAGGAGAGGCACUCUUGCAUUCAUGGUGGUGCAGUGAUAACCUUGGCAUUAUUUUUUCCCCCCUUUUCUUUUUUCUUUGCACACAGGGAAAGCCCAUGUCUUUCUUAUAGACAUGAUGAGCUUUGUGCAUUUAAGGACUUUCCUUUUUCUGGUGGUGUCCGUGGCUCAGGUUUUGAUUGUAACAUGUCAAGACGCGACCAGUGGAGAUGAUGCGGACUGCAAGGCUGACGGCCAGGUGUACACAAACAGGGACAUCUGGAAGCCAGAGCCAUGCCGGAUCUGCGUUUGUGACAACGGUCAGGUCCUGUGCGAUGAAAUCCAGUGCGACGAGGUGACCAACUGUGAGAAGAUAAUCAUCCCCGACGGCGAGUGCUGCCCUGUCUGUGCGGCGACAUCCACCGACGGCGGUGGCGGUGGCGGCGGCGGAGGCACUUUCGGUGGAAACAGGAUCUAUAAGGGUCAGAAGGGUGAACCUGGCGAUGUCCCACUUAUCACUGGAAUUGUGGGCCGUCCUGGACCUAUGGGACCCCCCGGCUCUCCAGGAGAUCGAGGACCACGUGGAAACAAAGGAAGGCCUGGCCUGCGCGGUGUUGCAGGUUACGAUGGAGAGCCUGGUGUGCCAGGUCAGCCUGGUGAACCAGGGCCUCCAGGACAUCCAACACACCCAGGGGGUCUCGGAGCCCACAUGGCUUCAGGGUUUGACGGCAAAUCGGGACCACAAGGCAUGCUGAGCGGCUCAAGGGGUGAGUCAGGAACAAGAGGACCUCCUGGCCCAAACGGCACACCAGGUCAGUCUGGACAACAAGGGCCCCCUGGAGAUGUUGGAGAGCCAGGACAAAUGGGUCCAUCUGGCCAGAGGGGACCUGAAGGUCCUCCAGGGAAACCAGGUGAAGAUGGAGAGUCAGGCAAAUCAGGAAAUCCUGGAGAGAUUGGAUUCCCUGGAUCAGCGGGUCCUAGAGGAUUCCCUGGUACCCCCGGACCUCCUGGACUGAAGGGUCACAGAGGCCACGGUGGACCACAAGGCCAAAAAGGUGAAUUUGGAGCUGUUGGAUCUAAGGGUGCCACUGGCCCCCCUGGUCCAAUGGGAGGACCUGGACCCAUGGGUCCCGCUGGAAUGCCAGGGGAGAGAGGACGUCCAGGACCCGGCGGUAUUGCAGGGAAACGUGGGUCACCUGGUAAUCUUGGAAAACCUGGUCCAAUGGGUCCUCUGGGUCUCAGUGGCCCAGCUGGAUAUCCAGGAACCCCAGGAAUGAAGGGACAACCUGGUCCCACUGGAGUCAGGGGUCCCGAGGGCCCACAGGGACAGAGAGGAGAGACCGGUCAUCAGGGUAGAGCUGGACCAGUUGGCUUGCAGGGACCCAUGGGCACAGAUGGUGGGCCUGGUGCCAAGGGACCAGUGGGUAAUCUUGGUCCACAAGGUCAAGGUGGCCAUAUUGGACCCCCUGGCCCGCCAGGACCUCAAGGAAGCACUGGUCAGCCUGGUAUUAAAGGGCAACUGGGAGAUGUUGGUGUACCAGGAUUUAAAGGAGAAGCUGGACCCAAAGGAGAAUCUGGUCCGUCAGGGUCCCAGGGUGUGAUUGGACCUCAGGGCGAGGAAGGAAAGCGAGGGCCACGUGGAGACUCUGGCUCUGUCGGUCCUGCUGGUCCUGUUGGUGAGAGAGGAUCUCCUGGUAACAGAGGAUUCCCUGGUGCUGAUGGGCUUCCAGGGCCUAAGGGUGCUCAAGGAGAUCGUGGAACAUCUGGACCACCAGGGCCCAAAGGUUCUCUAGGAGACCCUGGUCGUACAGGAGAACCUGGUCUACCAGGUGCAAGGGGUCUUACUGGUACCCCUGGAGUCCAGGGGGCAGAAGGCAAGCCAGGACCACUGGGUGCCCCAGGUGAGGAUGGUCGUCCAGGUCCAGCAGGGUCCAUUGGAAACAGAGGUCCUGCAGGAACUAUGGGAGUUCCAGGCCCCAAGGGCUUCAGCGGUGACCCAGGAAAGACAGGUGAACAAGGAUCUGCAGGCGUGUCAGGUCAAAGGGGACCUCCUGGAAAAGAUGGUGAAGUGGGCCCAGCUGGUCCCCCAGGACCAUCUGGUGUUGCAGGAGACAGAGGAGAGCAAGGACCUCCAGGUGUAAAUGGAUUCCAGGGUCUGCCUGGAAAUCAAGGUCCCCCAGGAGAACCUGGAAAACCAGGCGAUCAAGGAAUUCCUGGAGAGCUUGGUGCUGUUGGUCAAAUUGGACCGAGGGGGGAGCGUGGGAUACCUGGAGAGAGAGGCGAUUUAGGCCCAAAUGGUCUGCAGGGACCUAAAGGAAUUCCUGGUGCACCUGGUCCAGAUGGACCAAAGGGAAGCCCUGGUCCUACAGGUGCACUGGGUGAUGUGGGUCCUCCAGGUCUUCAGGGAAUGCCAGGAGAAAGAGGCAUCUCUGGGCCUUCUGGGCCUAAAGGUGACAGGGGGUCAAUUGGUGAGAAAGGAUCAGAAGGUACACCAGGAAAUGAUGGAGCAAGAGGGGCCCCAGGUCCUGUUGGCCCACUAGGACCUGCUGGACCCAGUGGUGAGAAGGGUGAACCUGGACCCAAAGGACCAGCUGGACCGCCAGGAUCCAGAGGAAUGCCUGGAGCAAGAGGUGAACCUGGUCCAAUUGGUGCUGUUGGAUUUUCUGGACCCCCUGGUCCUGAUGGUCAACCUGGAGUCAAGGGAGAGCCUGGAGAGCCAGGCCAGAAAGGAGAUGCUGGAUCACCUGGACCUCAAGGCUUGUCUGGCGCUCAUGGACCUCCUGGACCUGUAGGUGUUGCUGGGCUGAAAGGCGGAAGAGGAACACAGGGCGCACCGGGUCCCACUGGUUUCCCUGGAUCUGCAGGAAGAGUGGGACCACCCGGCCCAACUGGACCAGUUGGAGAACCUGGACCUCUUGGGCUUCCAGGAAAAGAGGGACCUCGCGGUCUUCGUGGAGACCAUGGACCCCCUGGAAGACAAGGAGAGCAUGGUCCACCAGGACCAUCAGGCAGCCCAGGGGACAAAGGAGACUCUGGCGAAGAUGGACCCACGGGUCCCGAUGGUCCUCCAGGUCCAGCUGGAACCACAGGACAGAGAGGAAUUGUCGGUCUUCCUGGUCAGAGAGGAGAGCGUGGAAUGCCAGGUCUUCCAGGACCAGGGGGUCCACCAGGAAAACAGGGUUCUCCAGGAUCAUCUGGAGAGAAAGGUCCCCCAGGUCCAGUUGGUUCUCCUGGUGCUAAUGGACCUCGUGGUGAUCCUGGUCCUGAUGGCCCUGCAGGUUCUGAUGGCCCUCCAGGCAGGGACGGUGUUCUUGGACAAAGAGGAGAUAGAGGAGAUUCUGGUCCAGAGGGAUUGAUUGGGCCACAGGGACUUCCAGGCCCUCCAGGUCCUGUUGGUGCACCAGGUGAUGCUGGAAGGCGAGGAGAGGCUGGCUCAAGAGGACCAGUUGGUCCACCUGGCUCGGCCGGAAAGAGAGGAUUAGUGGGACCCCAAGGACCAAGAGGAGAUAAGGGUGACCUUGGUGAUCAUGGAGAGAGGGGACAGAAGGGACAUCGUGGUUUCACAGGAUUGCAGGGUCUUCCUGGACCUCCAGGUACAACUGGUGAGCAAGGAGCUCCAGGAAUUGUUGGACCAAGUGGUGCCAGGGGACCUCCUGGACCUAUUGGGCCUCAUGGAAAGGAAGGAUACGUUGGACAGCCGGGGCCCAUGGGACCUCCCGGAACUCGUGGUAUCAGUGGAGAAAUUGGACCAGAGGGUCCUCCAGGAGAGCCUGGUCCUGCAGGUCCUCCCGGUCCCCCAGGACCUCCUACGGCUGCCAUGGAUGACCUCUUUGGCCCUCAGGAUUAUGACUCUGGUCCUCCUCCUCCUCCUGAGUUUAGUGAGGAUGAGGCUCUGCCCAACAGCAAUUCCUCCAACUCAGUGGUUGUUGACCCCAGCGUCCAGGCCACGCUGAAGGCUCUCAGCAGCCAGAUUGGCAGCAUGAAGAGUCCAGACGGCAGCAAGAAAUAUCCUGCCAGGACCUGUGAUGACCUGAAGCGAUGCUACCCCAUGAAGAAGAGUGGUGAGUACUGGGUCGAUCCAAACCAAGGCAGUGCUGAGGACGCCAUCAAAGUCUUCUGCAACAUGGACACCGGGGAGACCUGCAUUUCCGCCAACCCGCCCAACAUACCUCGCAAAACGUGGUGGAGCUCCUCCAGGAACAAGCCUGUGUGGUUCGGAGCAGAUAUCAACAGAGGAACUCAAUUUGCUUAUGGCAACAAAGAUCAGCCUGCGAACUCCAUCGCCGUGCAGAUGACCUUCAUCCGCCUCUUGUCCAAGGAGGCAUCUCAAAGCAUCACAUACCACUGCAAGAACUCUGUGGGCUACAAGGACGAGAAGACGGGCAAUUUGAAGAAAGCUGUGAUCCUCAAAGGCUCCAAUGACCUGGAGCUUAAAGCAGAGGGAAACAACCGCUUUAGAUACACAGUGGUGGAAGACUCCUGCUCACAAGCGAAUGGCAACUGGGGCAAGACAGUGUUUGAGUACAGGACACAGAAAACAGCAAGACUUCCAAUUUUGGAUAUUGCUCCUGUUGACAUUGGUGGCCCAAAUCAAGAAUUCGGCAUCGACCUCGGGCCUGUGUGCUUCUUAUAAGAGCGAAAGCAUGGAUGCGUCUAGGACAAUCCUGAGACUUUUGAACUGACCGCUGACACGAUCAGCCACAUUGUACAUACAAGUACUGAGAACUAUUCUGGCCUUGUGGCAAGAUAUUUAUUGUGCCUUUCGACCCAGUUCAAGACAUCGGCGAUUUGUAAGUUAGAAGAAUGUUUAAAAUUGACAUAAAAAAAGGGUUAAACAUCAGAAUCAUUCCUCUGUCUUCUUGUGUAUGCUUGACUUGACUCUUCAUGCAUUUUGAAACUAACUACCGUCUAGUUUAGUCCAAAGAUCUUAGCCUUUAACAUUUUUUCUUUCUUUCACAAGUCAAUAUUACAAAAGAUUUAUGAAUUUAAAAUCUAAAAGAAAUAUUUUAACUGCUGUUUAUAGGCCCAGAAUCCCACUGACACGUUGUCAAAUGUUGUCCGGCAGUGACUCGUUUUUAUGAAUUUGUCCUUUUUUUUCAUUUUAAAUGUCUGAAUAUAAAACAUUGUGGUGCUAUUGAGGAAAUAAAUCCAGCUGAUGACGCCUUUACCAGCUCAGGUAUUUUCUCAUGACAGUUUUGAUGAAACCAAUGUCUGUAUCCAGUUAUUUUACACUCUGUACCGAUCACGUAGAACAUUAAAGACACAUUAAGACUGUCGGUUCCUCAGUGUUAGCUACCUCGUCACCGAAACUGAGAGAAUGAUGACACUACGUGUAAGUCUUUUUCUUUCUUUUUUUUUUUUAUUUUCACAGGUGCUGUUUUGUAAGUAGUGUGAUCUUUGUGCACUUCUCCCGGCUUCGCGGUACAGUGCAGGGUUUGGGGAUGACAAUAAAGAUCUUUCUGUCAAAGAUGGAGAGAUGAAUGAGG